GAAAGAGAAAGUCAGAUUUACUGAUGACCACCAUGACGGGACGAGAGGAUGCUGCGGACGAAAAGCCAAAAGUCAAGAUUUUAACCCCAUCUUUUGGAAUCGACAAAGCACGGCUCAAUGGCUCAGGAUUUAGAUCGAAGGGUUUUGCCAUCACCGACCUGCUGGGACUCGAAUCGGAACUCCAGCCACAUCAGUCAGGGCCUGGUGGUGGCGGCAACAGUGAACCGAACUCGGGAAUAGGAGGCUUCUCUUUUGCUGGAGGCUCCUUGCCACUUGGUUUGGGGUUCCUGUGCAGUUUGGCGGCUCAGCAACCACCUGGCGCUCCGUGUUUCCUACCAAGUCACAUACCUCUUCUUCAAUCCAGGACUGAGAGUCAAUUCAUACACAACUUGGAGCAGCAGAGAGACGCCUAUUCUGAUGACGAUUGCCUCUCUGGAGAUAGAAACGAUGGCAAAAACUCAGGAAACUCUCAAAAAAGGAAGAAACGGAGGCACAGGACCGUAUUCACCUCUCAUCAACUGGAGGAGCUGGAGAAGGCUUUCCAGGAAGCGCAUUAUCCAGAUGUUUACGCACGGGAAAUGUUGGCAAUGAAGACAGAAUUACCAGAGGACAGGAUACAGGUGUGGUUCCAGAACCGCCGCGCCAAGUGGAGGAAGAGGGAGAAGUGUUGGGGACGCAGCAGCGUUAUGGCAGAGUACGGCCUCUACGGUGCCAUGGUUCGCCACUCCAUCCCCUUACCGGAAUCGAUUAUCAACUCCGCCAAAAGCGGCAUGAUGGGCUCGUGUGCUCCCUGGCUUCUAGGUGAGCCAGCAGGAAUGCACAAAAAGUCGUUGGAAAUGACCAAGAAGUCUCCCGGUACUCCGGAGUCCACCCACUCCGACUCAUACAGCGAAGAGGCAAAGGGGAAGGACAGCGACAUUUCCUGGUCGAACAGGGCCAGUGCAACAGACGACAUGGAGGACAUGGCUAUUGACCUAUCGAGCACUUCCAAACAGGAGAAUAAAAGCACUUUGAAAACUACGCCGCAGAUCAAUGAUACGAACAGCGAUUCUGACAACGAAAGUUAAAUAUUUUUCUUAUUUAAUGAAUGAAUACGGACUAUGAGCAACGAUAUCAACUUGAGGACUAAUUUAUUCAAGCUCUGGGCAAGUCGCCCAUCAUCUUUUCUAGAGAUGUAUUUGUAUUUUGUUUUUUAAUUGUCAUUGUUCAAGUCACUUUGUUUCAAAUAUGAGAGUUUGAUGUUUAUUGUUAUUAUUCAUUCUUGUUUCAAUCAUUAGUACUUAAGAAGCCAUACUGGUUUUGUCAAUUAGUGGUGAGGGCACUACUGAUUCCAGAGUUUGGAUUUAGCCUCUUAAAGUUCCCUUUAUAUUUCAUCAUUUUAAUAUUGACUCAGUUAUUUCAGUUAAGUAAUCAGACAACUCUGGCAAUUUAAAGACACAGUGGAAAUUCUGGGUAUAGUCAUAUUGCCACCUGUUUUAUUGUGUUGUGUUGUCAAUAUUUAGGGUACACACCUGGCACCUCAAAUACUUAAAGUCUUUUCCAUGAGCCCAAUUCUAAAGCACUUUAAUUGUGUUGAUGCUGAAUGUCAUGUAUAAAAUUUCAAGAGAAAAAUGUACUAACAACAGAAUCAACCAAACACAU
Messenger RNA from Alosa sapidissima (American shad), 1641 nucleotides. It is a transcript of the gene vsx1, whose product is annotated as visual system homeobox 1 homolog, chx10-like. The transcript is spliced from 5 exons. Gene Ontology annotation, biological process: regulation of DNA-templated transcription. Gene Ontology annotation, molecular function: DNA-binding transcription factor activity, RNA polymerase II-specific; transcription cis-regulatory region binding. NCBI's taxonomy places the organism in Eukaryota, Metazoa, Chordata, Actinopteri, Clupeiformes, Clupeidae. Gene Ontology annotation, cellular component: nucleus. The record is from RefSeq and is a predicted model, not a curated record. The coding region runs from base 24 to 1067 and encodes 347 amino acids.